Molecule: messenger RNA, 6846 nt
Organism: Austrofundulus limnaeus
Lineage: Eukaryota; Metazoa; Chordata; Actinopteri; Cyprinodontiformes; Rivulidae
Gene: gtf3c1
Product: general transcription factor IIIC subunit 1
Biological process (GO): transcription initiation at RNA polymerase III promoter; 5S class rRNA transcription by RNA polymerase III
Cellular component (GO): transcription factor TFIIIC complex
Molecular function (GO): DNA binding
Source: RefSeq, a predicted model, not a curated record
AACACACAAAUACGACAAGGAACGAAGCCGUUGUGCGUCGCAGUAUAAGUGAUAACGUUUUGUGAACCAUCAUGGUUUGAUGUACUUGUCUUCAAUAACGUGUGUCUCAGCUAUAUGGACACGAAGAGCUCGUUUUUAGAGGUAUGUCUAAGUUAGCGUGUUAGCUAGCUAGCAGCGUUAGCUCAGGCAUGGAUUCGCAGAGCAUCAUUGUGGAUGAGGUGGCGUUGGAGGGACUGGACGGGAUUACCAUCCCCACUCUUUGGAUACGACUUGAGAAUACACRGCCAGCGUUCCCCCUGAAGCUCGACGACAGCACCAAGGGGUUCAUCUGGAGGUGUCUGGUCAACAACACCGACUUCAGGUUCUACGAGCUUCCACAGGAGAGAGAAGACGUCGAGCUGUUUGACAGGUUUAAAGCCUUCGACCAAGAUACUGGGACUGAAACAAUAGACAAGACUUCUGAUGGAUGCAGAGACAUUUAUCCAGUUCAUAUCAUUCCUGAGAACAAGGAUGGGUUACAAGGCUCCUGUGCCACCCUCAAAGAGAGGAAGGACAUCACAAAGCAGAUCCGCUCCAAGUCCCUCACCCCGUUGAUUAGCUUGGACGAGGCUCUGAAAAUAUAUGGACGAAAACUYGUCAUCGUGGCUUCUCAGGCUCUGCGAUUUCGUGCUUUGAUCGGAACCGAGAGCGAUCCUGACUUAAAGCUCCUCAGUGAGUCUUACUGCGUGUUGGAAAGAGUGGGUCGAGCUCGUUGGCAAGGAGAGAUGCAAAGAGACCUGCACGGAGGCCUUUUUAAAGCAGAUGCUCGAAAAUUUCACUACUUAAGGAAGUCUCUGGUGAAGCAUGAUCUGAUCACUAUGCAGUCUUACGCCGGACGAAUCAAGUCCGGACAGAUGCAGCACUCCAUUCUUCUCCUGCUCAAACGCUUCCAUGUUAACAGACGGUCCAAGUAUGACAUUCUGAUGGAGUGUGUGUCCAACUUCCUCCAGCAGUCACCUGAACAGUUUGUGACUGUGGACAUUCUCAAACUGUAUCUUAAUCUGAAUGAGAAUUGCUUCAAGCGUUUGUUGCACUACAUGCGAUCUGCCAAGCUGAUUGAGUUUUGCCAGUACCCAUUAGAGGACUUGGACCCCAGUGCUGGACCCUGCACCAAUAAAAAUGGCAGCAAAGUGCUGGUGCGCUGUGUGAAACUACUAAAGCCGUAUGUGAAGAAGAGCGUUGGAAAUGAUGAAGAGGAAGAGGGAGAGGAUGAGGAUGAAGAUGAAGAUGAGGAAGACUACAGCGGAGUGAGAAGAACUGCCCCUUCAGUGGGACGCAUCAUGGAGAGGGACCUGAAAUUGCAGGCGUAUGACAUCAUAUUGUCCUCUGGUACAAAGGGAUGCUCACAGAGAGAUAUUUCUUUAAAAAUGAACAUUGGUCACCUGGAAUCACGUAUGGUGUGGCGAAAGCUCUACAGGGAUGGUGUGGUUAAGGGAUUUAUGGAGGACGUGGGCCGUCAGAGGACUACAAAAUAUAUUAGCCACAAGUAUGUAAAUGUCAGCGAUAAACUCCAGCGCUUUGCUAAGGAGCGAGAGCGGACGUUGCUCCUGUGCUCCUCUGAGCCACAAGGGUUAGAUGCUGAACCCGUCUCUCCUAAAACACCAGAAAUCUCAAAAGUACUUGUAGAUAAAGGCUUCAAAACCUCUUCAGCAAAGGGUAAACGAAAGGCAGGUAGGAGUGGAAGGAAAGAUGCAAAAGAGCAGCAGGUUUGUGAUGGCAGCAAAGAGGAUCCUGGGAAUGAAAAGUCUGGUGUAAAGCGUGGAAAAGCGAGAGCCAAGUCUGGAACAAAAAGGAAAUCAGAGGAUGAAAACCAUGUGACAACAGAACAGACACAACCCGACGCUCCUGUUAUCCAGUCUGCACAAGCUGAAUGUGAAACCUCAGCCUGCACUGAACCCACGACCAGUACGACACCCGACUCUGAGUCUGUUCCUGCACCAGACCAAACUCCAGCUGAGGAAGAAAUUCAGUCAAACUCGGCUCCUGCCAGAUCCAUGCCUCAGAGCGAUGAUGUGAAUGCAGCUGAAAACCCAGCAGACAACAAGAUUGUUGCUGUUGAUAAUAUUUUCAAGUCACAGAGAUCUCAUGAGACGUACCGCCUGCUGAARAGAAGGAACCUAAUCAUUGAGGCCAUUCGUAACUCCAAAAUAAUCGAGGGCCUUUUCCCGCUGCAGAAAUUGAUCAACGAUGAAGAAAAGCUGAAUGGUUUCACUACAAGAUGUUGCAAGAAGACUAUUUUACGCCUCGUCCACACUCUGUACAGAGAAGGCUUGCUUAAGAUUUACACAACCACUAUUAUACAGGACGGGACCAAAAAGAAGGUUGACAUGUUCGUUCAUCCGUCCAUUCAGCCCAACGAUGAGAGAGUGAGCCAACUAAUCGAGCACAUUCGGUUCAAAAUCUCCAGUUCGGCCUCAGCUGUACGUUUGCAGCAGAGUGAAGAUAAAGCCAAAGAAAAACAAAAAGAAAGUCCAACAGCUCCUAAAACACAAAAGAGCAAAGCUUCCAAAAAGCUGGGAGGUGGAAAUGACAAAGACUUCAAGCCGAUAAAAGUUAGUGGACUGGGGAAGACUUUGGGCUUCCAAACCAAGAUGCAGCGUCUGCGUGUGAUCCAUACCUUCCUCUGGUACCUUAUUUACGAUCACCCACUGAGAAGCCGCUUCGCUGAGGCAAACCCGGACAGUAAAACACCAGCAGAGCGGAUCAGCUCCGGUUCUGACGUCAAACCUUCAGACGGUGACGCGCAGCAGGAUCUGAAGGAAACUGAAAGUCCUGAUGUGUCUAAACUGGAGGAAAGCUCAGGUGAUGAAGAGGAGCUGCUGAACGAUGCAUCGCAGCCUGAUCACUCGAACAUGAAAGUAUACGCUGAUGAGGACUCGUGGAAGAGAUUCAUCCCUCCUGUCCGUGUACGCAAGGAUUUUUCCAGCGGCUGGGCGAUGGUUGGCGACAUUCUCCUCUGCCUGCCUCUGUCUGCUUUUGUGCAGUUCACUCAAAUCACUUACAUGGUGGAUGGACUGGAGGAAUACGUCAGUGACUCCGUGAAGCAACACUACCUCCUUAGAUCGCUGCCCGCAAAAACCAAAAGACAGCUUCUUUAUAAACGGAAAUACAUCCACGUGUUUUUCGAGAACCUUCAAAAGCUGGUCUACAUGGGUCUGCUGCAGUUCGGUCCCAUAGAGAAGUUUAAGGAAAAAGAUCAGGUGUACGUGUAUGUGAAACGCAAUGCCACCAUUGUUGACACCACCAGCUGUGAGCCUCACUACUGGCAGGCCACAGAACCACCCGACAAACCUUUUGAGACUCGUCAUUACUCGUUCAGCACCUUAGAGGAUGUGGAGCGCUACUGGUUUGACCUGAUGUGUAUCUGCCUCAAUACACCACUGGGGGUGAUUCGUAGUAAAAGAACUGCCACAGGAGAUGAUUCUCCUCCUCCCGUUGUGCACGACCGCUACGUGUUUACACAUCUGGCACACAUGCUACAGGGCAGCUCUGAAGUGUGUGACGACGGCUCCAUACCAGGAGAUGGGAAAGGAGCGGGAGGUCUGGACUCUGAAUUCUUCGCUCAUCUGAAACGCAACUGGUGGUGGACCAAUCGCCUGCUUGUUUGUAAAAAGAGGCCGAGUGGUUUAGCAGUAGCGCAGACCAAGACGAGACUGAAGAGCCUGCUGAACAGAAAUGCUGUCAUGCUGAAACUUAAAGCCGGACGCAGCAAUUUUCAUCUCGCCAAUAAGCAACCCCUGAUGAUGGAAAAUGUGGAGGUGAAUGUGGAGCCAGCUUCAAAGAUCCGGCAAAUGGUGGGAGGAAAGGGACAGAAGAGGAAAAGAAGUAAAAAGGAAGUCAUUAGGCUCCCACGCAAGAGGAAGAAAGAACCCAGAAUACGUACUCGUGCUCACGAUGAGGCCGACCACAGGGCUUUAAAAAGGAUGACCAAACAGAGAGUUCACUGGUCCGUUCAGGAAGACUCUGUGAUAAUGCUCUGCUCUGUGGCCUCACACCUGCUCAACAGCAAGUUAAAAAGGCCAUUCAUACCGCACUUCAUCGUGAGAGACCUGCUCCACAAGGAGUUUCAGAUUUCCAUGGAUAAAACAUCUGUCGCUGUCGGACGUCGCAAAAGAUACAUCCUGAGAAAUUCUCAAACGUACCUAAACUACAGGAUUUGUCUGGCUGAAGUUUACCAGGACAAAACUUUGAUGAGACAGUUGGAGGACAACAGGCCUGCUGAUCCUGAUAAACCAGAGACCUUCCACACGUACAGUCAGUACGACCAGGAGCUGCUGUGCCAAGUGUUCCUCCGAUGCAGAAGAAGGCAUCUGUUCAACCGUCGGCGUAUCGGUCGGCAGGUGGAGCUGAAGAAGAAUCGAGGUCUGCCCAUCCUGCCCAUGUCCUACCAGCUGUCCCAGACCUACUACAGGCAUUUUUCGUGGCGCUUCCCUCAUUCUCUGUGCACCGAUUCCUUCAUAUUCCUCAGGAGUCUGAUCACCACUGGCCGCGGAGACGAAAGGCCCGUCACGUCAUUCUAUCACGAGACUGAAAACCGGUCUCAGAGCGGCGAGGAGAUGUUGGACAAAACUACGGAGCGGUCGAAAAAAGAAAAGCAGAGCCGAGCGAAAGGAAACGGCAGAAGAGCGAGCGUAUCAGAAACCGAGGCUGCAGACGGAAAGAUCACGAAGGAGGGGGAUGACGGCGAAAACAAAACGCAGACAGAAGAGAAGUUGGAUGUGACCCAUGAGAAAACAGGAGGAAAAAGUAAAUCAGAUGAACAGGAAAACCCUGAAUAUUCUCAAAAGUCUGGAUCUGAUGAUGCUCCAUYGCACAGAGAGCUGACGGAUGAUCAGCACCAAGUAUCUGAGAGUUCAGCUGCUUCCGUCCCAAAAASUCAAGCUUCAGAGGAGCCUCCGGAUGUGUCGGACAUGCUGCGGUUCUCCCUGAACUCCCCAGGUGGAGCCUGUGUGGCGUUUCUCAGUCUCAUGUCUCUGGGACUGCUGAGCGUCUUCGUGUCCAUCCCCAAACAGAUUGUGGUGGUGGACAGCAGCCUGGUGGACAACGAUGUGGCCAAGAGUCUGGCUGCGUUGGAAGAAGAAGAUGACGAUGAUGAUGAGGAAGGCGGUGAGGACUGUGAGGGGAAGAAAAGGCUUCACGUGACUUCACACCAAGCGUCACACACCAACUACCUGCUGAUGAAGGGAUACUGCUCUCCUGGCAUCGUCAAAGUGCGUAACCUGAAUACAAACGACAGCAUCGUGGUGGAGUCGUGUAUUGCRAGGCUGAAGCUGCGCAACACACCUGCUCACCAUUAUUUCAUCAAUCCAAACUCUCCGCCGCUAAACUUGACUAAGUUUGGCCCGUCUCUGCUGCCCUCCAUCCUCACCUCCAACGUCCGAUCACCCACCUCGUCUCCUCUCACUGUGGAGGAGUGCGACAGGCUGUUAAUCCAGGAGAAAGGAUACACCCCUCAGGACAUGGAAGCGUGCGCUCAGCUCAGGAGGAGCUUAGAUGAAGCUGCGGAAAACGGUUUGGAUGCACGGGACCUACAGAACGCUUACAUCCACCUGCAGGAGCCGCAGGCUGGACGCACCCGCAGCCUGCAGCAGUACCUGAAGGAUUUACAAGAGGGCCUCCAGGUGGUCCGAGUGGGCGGUAUAAACAUCCGUUGGGUCCUCAAUCAGCACGCUGACCCGUGGCUGACGGUAAGCUGCAAGCAGCUGCUUCAGUCCCACCUGAUGUCCCAGAGACGUCCUCUUCUGAGGAGUCAACCCAACACCCCCUCCAUCAGCAAGAGAUGUAGCAGAGAACUGCAUCAGGAGACCGAGGAGCCGCCCGCAAAAAAAMCAGCUGUGGACACAGAAAAGGUUUCUGACAGAGAAACUAUAGAUGGAUCAUCAGCUAACGUCACAGAAAAACCUGAUGAGGAAGAACAGCAGAAGGAGACGGCAGAUGAUGGAGACAAAACACAGAAUUUGGAGGAAGUGGGAGCAGGACAAACACGUCCUGAGGAAGAGGAGAAGAUGGAAACUGAGCAAAGGCAGGAAACAAGGAGGAGGUCAAGAAGGAGCAGUUUAGGCAGUAAAGAGGCGGACUCUGGACCAACAGGAACAGCUGAUGAGGAGGAGACUGUGAGUUUCAUCAGCCGCCCGUGGCGUUUCAUUGAUGGAAAGCUGAACCGGCCCGUGUGUAAGGGCAUCCUGGAGGCCAUUCUCUUCCACAUCAUGUCCCGACCAGGACUCACACAGCAGGCGCUGCUGGAACAUUACAAAGAUGUCCUGCAGCCAGUCGCAGUGUUUGACCUCGUGCAGGCACUCAUAGAGAUGGGAUGUGUGACGAAGAAAACUUUGACUAAACCUCCUAAAUGCUCGCUCUUCGCCCGCUCUGCCCCUCAGACAAACAGCGAGGCGACGUUUGAGGAACCUGACACAGUUUUCUACGAGCCCACCAUCAGCUGCUGCCUGCGGCUCUGUCAGGUGUUGCCCAACGAACGACACUGGAACGACUUUACAGCUUGAAAGUUUUCCUCCACCUGCUGUCGCAGUUUUUAGGUUCAAACUGCUAAAAAAAAUAAAAGUCAGGCUGUUGAAAUGCCUAAAGAGUUCAUUUGUUAAGAUUAAAUGUAUUUUUUUUUUUUUUUGCAUAUUUGUUCUUUUUCUUGGACUGUUAAUUUAAAAAAAAAAUAGUUCCCUUUUUUGUUUGGUCAGACUCAAGUUUAAUGUGUAUUUACUUGAAAUUUUUGACGGAGCUUUUACAUCAUUGGGGAUUAAAUGAAAACACUUCAGAGUGACAAGUGUUGAGAAUAAAGUGAUUUUUACAAACAUG